AUGGACUACACACCGGUGCUUCUGAUUUUUGUCUUCCAUGUUCUGACGGGGACAGGAGCUCCUCUGGAAGAGGAGCAGAUUAAAAGCAAAGUGGAAGAAUACACCAACUUGCUGAUAGUUAGGCUGAGCCAAAACUUCCAGACCCCUCCCAUGCAAACACUGAGACCACCUAUGAAAGAACUGGGAGGACUUUCCUCUAUAGUGGCGGUCCUGGAGGGCUACAACGACCUCAUCUCAGACUCUUUGGAAAACGUCACUCAGAUCAAAACUGAGCUCUCCAUUCUGACAGAAUACAUCCACCAGUGGAGCGUGGAGCACUGCAACGAGCAGCUAACAAAGCCUCCAGAACCCGAAGCCCUGAGAAGCCUGCAGAAACUAAAACGAUUUGUUCAUACGGUGGGCAUAGAGGCUCUUAUGAGAGUCAAGGAGUACCUCAAUCUGCUGCGAAGAAACCUCGAUCACCUUGAUAUUUGUUAA
Messenger RNA from Nematolebias whitei (Rio pearlfish), 477 nucleotides. Its product is annotated as leptin-like. The transcript has 2 exons. Gene Ontology annotation, cellular component: extracellular region. Gene Ontology annotation, biological process: signal transduction. Gene Ontology annotation, molecular function: hormone activity. The record is from RefSeq and is a predicted model, not a curated record. Bases 1 to 477 code for a protein of 158 amino acids. NCBI's taxonomy places the organism in Eukaryota, Metazoa, Chordata, Actinopteri, Cyprinodontiformes, Rivulidae.